Messenger RNA from Pyrus x bretschneideri (Chinese white pear), 3181 nucleotides. Its product is annotated as G-type lectin S-receptor-like serine/threonine-protein kinase SD3-1. NCBI's taxonomy places the organism in Eukaryota, Viridiplantae, Streptophyta, Magnoliopsida, Rosales, Rosaceae. Gene Ontology annotation, molecular function: ATP binding; protein serine/threonine kinase activity. The transcript is spliced from 2 exons. The coding region runs from base 730 to 3000 and encodes 756 amino acids. The record is from RefSeq and is a predicted model, not a curated record. Gene Ontology annotation, biological process: recognition of pollen; protein phosphorylation.
UCUUCAGUUUUCUCUACUGCCGCCGUUUCUCUCAAAUUUCUGCUUUUUUAAUUUUGUUUUUGUAUUUUUUUAUGGUUCAGUUGUGGUGUUUAAAGUUGGGAGUUUGAUUUGGGGUUUUGAAUUAGGGUUUGCAAAUUAGGGUUUUACUGGAUUUUGUUGUGUUUGUUGAGUUGUUAUAUGAACCGACACUUUUAGUGCUCUCUUAUCCUCUGCUUUUAGGCCCCUACAUUUCAUCUGUUCAACUUUUCAAGAAAAAAGCAUCUCUUGGAAAGCUUUCACGAAAAAGCAGAAGAAAAGCAAAUUUGGCAAACUAGUUAGUAGGAUGACACUCACUGUCAAUGCUUAAAGUUUCAAUUUUUAUUACAUUUUCAAAUCUCACUAAUGCAGCGGAGUGUUGGAUUGUCCUAGGGGUACUGGUUAGUGCCUUCUUUAACCCACUGCAUCCCGGAUUCUCACCCUUGCCCCUAGUGUAUAUUAAAGUAGUAACAUCGCUUGUAUUCAAAUCUCACUAGUUCAUAAGUGUAAAUGAGACUAAUCUUCAGAGAUAAUUGACAAAAAAAAAAAAAAAAAAAAAAUCCUGAAUGAUGAUUUGUCUGCAAUGUUCAUUGUCCAGUGUGUUUAACCUUUCAAGCCCUAAGAGGGAUUGCUUUGCUUAAACAGUAAACACUGAAUCCAAUUGGGUUAAUUUUGGGUCCCAUUCAUCCACGGGAUCUAUAAAGAUAUUCAGAUAUGCCUGAACUGGUCGAACAUCUCCCUAAAUCGUAUCUCCUGCUGUGCAUCUUUGUUGUGUUCCUGUUACAUACUCUUUCCGGUGCAGAGAUUCCCUUAGGUUCAAAACUUUCUGUGGCCGAUGAAAACAUAUGGAUCUCUCCAAAUGGUGAUUUUGCAUUUGGAUUUUUUAACUGUUCAGACCAGCCAAACUAUAGUUUUGGGAUCCGUUUCAAUUCAAAAUCCAUUCCGCUUGACCAACAACUUUUAGUAUGGAGUGCUGCAGAUGGUCUUAUUCUUGGUAAUGAUUCUUAUGCCCAGCUGACCCAGGAUGGCGAACUAGUUUUAUUCGAUUCCUUGAAGGGUGUCACUGCAUGGACCAGUAAAACAAGGCAAUUAUCAGUUGUUUCUGCUGCUCUUAAUGACAACGGAAAUCUUGUUCUAUUGAAUCAAGAGAAACAUAUUGUUUGGCAAAGUUUUGAUUCUCCAUCUGACAUACUUCUUCCUGUACAGAACUUCUCUACAUUUCAAACACUUCGAGCUGCUAGCAGGAAUAGUGUGUCCAGUUACUACACUCUUUUCAUGAGUGCUUCUAGUCAGUUGCAACUUCGAUGGGAAAGUCAUGUCACCUACUGGACAAGUGGAAGCCCUUCUAGUUCAAACCUCAGUGCUUUCAUCACUUCUGAUGGAGCCCUACAACUCCGUGAUCAAAACUUGAAACCUGUGUGGUCACUAUACGGUCAAGAUCACAAUGACUCUGUAAAUUACAGGUUUCUUAGGCUAGAUGUUGAUGGUAAUCUCCGGUUAUACUCAUGGGUAGAAGAAUCAAUGUCAUGGAGAUCAGUCUGGCAAGCAGUUGAGAACCAGUGUGAUGUCUUUGCAACCUGUGGCCAACGUGGCAUCUGUGUUUUCAAUGAAUCUGGGUUCCCUGAAUGCGAAUGUCCAUUUAAGCAGCAGACAAAUGAGUCCACUUCCAGAUGUUUUAUUCCAAAUCAUCGGUGUGCUUCUGGUUCCAACAUGCAACAUUAUAAGCAUACUUCCCUGCAUGGAAUGUACCCACCAACUGAUGAUGUAGUUGCCAAAGUUAGUCUAGAGAAAUGCAAAAACUUGUGUCAGAAUGACCUGACUUGUACAGCUGCAACCUUUACAAAUGAUGGAACUGCACGAUGCUUAAUUAAGAGAACGCCGUAUGUUACUGGCUAUUCAGACCCCUCACUGAGUUCGGUAUCUUACGUGAAGAUGUGUGCAGAUCCAUUAGCUGUAAAUCCCAAUGUCUCGUUGCCUUCCCCUCCGCCACUCAAUCGGUCUCAUAAGUUUUGUUUCCCUUGCUUAAUCGGAGCAGCCUCAGGAGUGUUCGUUGUAUUUGUUUUAGUUCAAUUGGCACUUGGUUUCUGGUUCUACAGAAGAAGAAAUUUGGAUAGGAAGAAAGCCGCGUUUGCUCAUACCAGCCCAAACUCGAAUGGUUUGAUAGUGUUAUCCUUCUCUGAAAUAGAGGAGCUUACAGAGAACUUCAAAUAUCAAAUUGGGCCAAAGAUGUUCAAAGGUGUUCUUCCAAAUAGAAAACAAGUUGCAAUCAAAGAUGUGGAUGCAAGCAUAGAAGAAAGAAAAUACCGGUGUGUAGUUGCAAAGAUAGGAAACAUUCAUCACAAAAGCCUUGUGAAGCUGCAGGGCUACUGUUGUGAGUUAGAUCACAGAUUUCUAGUCUAUGAAUAUGUCAAGAAUGGUUCUCUGGAAAAGUAUAUAGAAGAUGUUAAACUGUGUAAGAAGCUGACUUGGGGGAAGAGAUUUGAUAUAUGCUUAAGUGUUGCAAGGGCCAUUUGUUAUCUGCACACAAGCUGUAGGGAAUUUAUGAGCCAUGGGAAUUUGAAAUGCGAGAAUGUGGUACUGGAUGAAAAUUUAGAGGCCAAGGUGACUGAAUUUGGACUUGGGAACAUAGUCAGCAAGGCAUCAUGCUCUUCAUGCUCUUCUGCAGAGAGAGAUGUGGAGGACUUUGGUAAGAUGGUGUUAGUAUUAGUAAGUGGGUGUCGAGUUGGGGACCUUUGUGAGUGGGCAUACGAAGAGUGGCUGCAAGGGCAUCCAGAGAAUGUGGUAGACAGGAAAAUAAUUGGUGGGUUUAUUGCGCAAGAGCUGGAACGUGCUUUAAGAAUUGCAUUUUGGUGUGUCCAAACUGAUGAACGUAGAAGACCUCCAAUGAGAGAGGUGGUUAAGGUCUUGGAGGGCACCUUGAGCGUUGAUCCACCACCACCCCCUUUUGCUUGUCAAGGGCCACUUGAUGACGAAGAGGAGCCGUAGAACCCAGCUGUAUGGAAGAAAGUUUAUUUUAUUUUUGAAAUAUCUUCUCGAGUUUUAAGCUGUGCAUAGUAGGACUAACAACACAUUGACAAUUUAGCUUUGUGUUCUUGUCUUUGGGAUAGUCCUGACAAGAGAUUUUCCCCCUAUCUGAGCUAUAAUGAAAUGCCAUUUUCCCAUUUAA